AUAUAAUUCUCCAAUCCCCAAACCAAAACCCACUUUCCUGUGGGCUUUGUAAUUUUUUUCGUUUCUAUAUGUUUUGAUUCUUUGUUUUUUUUCUUCUUUUUUUUAACAAAUUAUUGUAUAUAAUUCUUUUUCAAAUCCAAAUUCACAAUAAUUACGGUGGCCGGCGGAUGGCGAAAGGACGGAAGUUAGGUAUUAACAGGAACGAACGGUUCCUCGGAAGCUAUAGCAAUAAUGGACACGCACAAGGCUCUUAUAAUGGAGAUGACUCAUCAGAGCUCCGUGAAGAAGAUGUAUGGUCGAUAAUUGACAACAAAAACUCGGCCGACGGCGAAGAUGAGAAUUACGGGAACAUUACAGUCAGAACUCGCCGGAGAUCGACGCCGCGCGAUGAACGACACCUCGGUGGAGUGUCGAUUGCUUUUCAAGAUUCUGGAAGUAGGACGGCGGUGGCAACGUCGCAGGGGAAUAACCCACGUGGACGCCACGUGUCAGCAUCGGCUCCGGUGAACGUGCCGGAUUGGAGCAAGAUUCUAUGGGCGGAGUCGGUGGAGUCGUUGCGGGAGAUGGACGACGGAGGGUAUUACAACAACGAUGAAACGGAGAUGGUGCCGCCGCACGAGUAUUUAGCGAGGGAAUACGCGAGGAGCCGGAACACGGCGGCAGCGACGUCGGUUUUCGAGGGCGUGGGCCGGACUCUGAAAGGCCGAGAUAUGAGGAGGGUUCGGGAUGCGGUUUGGAGUCAGACCGGGUUCGAUGGUUAAAUUUUUCAAGUUUAUUUAGUUAAAAAAUUAAAAUGAAAGAAAUGGGGAUUUUUAUAUGAUAAUUAUAUUUUUUAUAAAUUUGGGGGUUUGGGCAGUGAUUCGGCCGAGUUGACUCAGUGAAAGCGAGUUAAAAUGGUAACGAAUGAGCUCAAACAUAAUUUGUGGAGGCAAAUUCUUGGAUUGUGUAUAUGGGGGAUUGGUAAAGUGUAUGGUCUCGUAAUUUGUGUGCAUUAAUGAACAGCUCUUGCUUGUUAAUUGUGA
Messenger RNA from Cucumis melo (muskmelon), 1022 nucleotides. RefSeq lists its product as uncharacterized. NCBI's taxonomy places the organism in Eukaryota, Viridiplantae, Streptophyta, Magnoliopsida, Cucurbitales, Cucurbitaceae. The coding region runs from base 168 to 761 and encodes 197 amino acids. The record is from RefSeq and is a predicted model, not a curated record. The transcript has a single exon.